AUGGUUGUUCACGGCAAUUACGAGUAUCUAACUGAAGAGGAGAAACGUCUCAAGGAGGAUAAAGAGAGAACCAAGUAUUGGAAGAAAUGGGGACCUUAUGUUAGCGAGCGUCAGUGGGCUACCGUACGAGAAGAUUAUUCGCCGGAUGGCGAUGCAUGGAGCAAUUUCCCACAUGAACAUGCACGUUUACGUACCUUCCGAUGGGGUGAAGACGGGAUCGCAGGCGUUUCGGACAACCAUGGUUUCCUCAACAUUGGGUUUUCUUUCUGGAACGAAAAGGACCCAUACCUCAAAGAACGUCUCUUUGGAUUAUCAAACCCUCAAGGAAAUCAUGGCGAAAGUAUCAAGGAAGUCCACUUUCAUCUUGACAAUACGCCAACGCAUUCGUACAUGAAAUUCCUUUACAAAUAUCCCCAAGGGCAGUUCCCUUAUGAGAAAUUGGUAGAGGAGAACAAAAAGCGAGACCGAAACAUGCCCGAGUACACAAUUUUCGACGCCGGUGCCUUCGAUGACAACCGCUACUGGGAUAUCUUCAUCGAGACUGCCAAGGAUGGAGAAGAUGAAGAGGAGCUGCUUUUCAGAGUUACUGCUUACAACCGUGGGCCCGAACCCGCUCCUCUACACAUUAUUCCCCAGAUAUGGUUCCGGAAUACCUGGGCCUGGGGCCGUGAGCCACCAGAAAAGAAGCCAUAUAUCACGAAGCAGGCCGCAACUAUUGCACAAGCCGAGCACUGGAGACUUGGGACUCGAUAUGUCCAGCUAUCUCCAUCACCGGGUGUUUCUGCCGACGCUGCCGAUGUCAGCCCUGAGCUGAUAUUUACUGAAAACGACACGAAUUUCGCUAAGCUCUACGGUGGAAACAAUCCCACACCUUAUGUCAAGGAUGGCUUCCAUCGCUAUAUUGUAAACCAAGAGCUCGGAGCCGUCAAUCCAGGAAAUGUUGGCACAAAAGCAGCUGCUUGGUACGCUUUUGACGAGGCUGAUGGUGUUCCACCUGGCGGAUGCGCUGUCGUUCGGUUCAAGUUUAGCAGAACUACUGAGCCUGGGGCUAUCGACGAAGAACUUUUCGACGAGAUUGUCGAGGCUCGGCGUUGCGAAGCUGAUGAAUUUUACUGGAGACUGAGCCCACUUCCUAUGGCUGACGAUCUUCGAAACAUUCAGCGCCUGGCGUGGAGUGGCAUGCUGUGGACGAAACAGUUUUACCAUUUCGUUUGGGAUCAUUGGGCUAAUGGCGACCCGUCCCAGCCGCCUCCGCCAGAGGGCAGGAAACACAUUCGGAAUCAUGCUUGGAAGCAUCUCUAUAUCGACGAUAUUCUCUCCAUGCCGGAGUCUUGGGAAUAUCCGUUUUUUGCCGCUUGGGAUACUGCUUUUCACUGUAUUCCUUUGGCUAUGAUUGAUCCUGAAUUUGCGAAGAAGCAGCUUGAUAUUCUGACAAGAGAAUGGUAUAUGCAUCCGAAUGGUCAGCUCCCAGCGUAUGAAUGGAAUUUCAGUGAUGUCAAUCCACCGGUCCACGCAUGGGCUACCUUCCGUACGUUCAAAAUCGAACGAAAGAUAUACGGAAGGGAGGACCUAGACUUUUUGGAGCGAGUCUUCCAGAAACUCUUGCUCAAUUUCACGUGGUGGGCUAACCGAAAAGACCCAGAAGGAAAGAACGUCUUUGAAGGAGGCUUCUUGGGUCUUGACAACAUUGGGCUUUUUAAUCGUUCAGAGCCUCUCCCCACAGGAGGUGUUCUUGAACAAGCAGACAGCACAGGUUGGAUGGCUUUCUACUGCUUGAACAUGCUGAAUAUUUCUCUUGAGCUAGCAAAGCAUCGUCGGACAUACGAAGAUAUCGCUUCAAAAUUCUUCGAACACUUCAUUUUGAUCUCCGAUGCUUUGACCUAUAAACGCGGGGACCGAGAAACAUCCUUGUGGAACGAGGAGGACGGUUUCUACUACGAUGCUAUUUCUUGGGGAGGUCCGUGGGCUCAGCAAUUGCCCGUCAGGUCGCUUGUCGGUUUGAUCCCAUUGUAUGCUUGCUUGACGCUUGAGCCAGAAGUUAUGAAGCGUCUGCCAUCGUUCAAGAAACGAUUCCAGUGGUUUGUAGAGAAUCGGUCGGAUGUUGCAGAACGUAACAUCCAUAGCAUCAAACAUCGCGGUAAAGGCCAAAGAAUUUUGCUAGCCUUGGUCAACAGAGACCGCUUGAUCCGUAUUCUACAAAAGAUGCUGGAUGAGAAUGAGUUUUUCUCGGAGUAUGGUAUUCGAUCACUUUCGAAGCAUCACAAAGAAAAUCCGUACUACAUGGACGUCAAUGGACAAGAAUUCAAAGUCGACUACGUUCCAGGAGACUCCAACAGUGGAAUGUUCGGAGGCAACAGUAACUGGCGUGGUCCCAUUUGGCUUUGUGUCAAUUUCCUGCUCGUUGAAUCGUUGCUUCGAUUCUACAUGUACUACGGAGACAGCCUUAAAGUAGAAUGCCCUACUGGAUCCGGAGAAUAUGUUCAUCUCGGUCAUGUUGCGGAGGAGAUUCAACACCGUAUGCAGCACAUCUUUACUAGGGAUGAGCGAGGCAACCGUGCCUGCAAUGCGGGAAAUAAGUUGAUGAACCAAGAUCCGCACUGGCGAGACUAUAUGUUCUUCCACGAAUUCUUCCAUGCUGAUACCGGCGCUGGCCUCGGGGCUUUGCACCAAACCGGAUGGACUGGGCUUAUUGCUAAACUCAUUCACGACACGGGCAUCAAUUGUCGUCUCCCGCGAACUCCUCGCACGCCUUCAACAGCCGCUUCACAUUAUUUUGACGAGUCCUUCUCGAGGGUCAUACGUCCAAAAAUGUCAAAUGUGCGUCGUGCUUCGACCCGUAGUAUCGGAGCCCGCAGCGACAUUGCCCGCAGCGAUGUUGUGAGCGACGACGCUAGUGACGAUUGGACUGGCCUUGGUGAGGAUGAAGCGCAGGAACGAGCCCGUGAACAAGACGACCAGCACGUGCUUGACUAUGUUACUAGCCAGCUCAAGCGAGUGCAGACUCACGGGUCUGUCUUUGACGAUGAGGAUGAGUUUGAGACUCAACUUGACUAG
This is a messenger RNA of Orbilia oligospora ATCC 24927, 3054 nucleotides long. RefSeq lists its product as uncharacterized. The transcript has 9 exons. NCBI's taxonomy places the organism in Eukaryota, Fungi, Ascomycota, Orbiliomycetes, Orbiliales, Orbiliaceae. Gene Ontology annotation, cellular component: endoplasmic reticulum membrane. Gene Ontology annotation, molecular function: Glc3Man9GlcNAc2 oligosaccharide glucosidase activity. The record is from RefSeq and is a predicted model, not a curated record. Gene Ontology annotation, biological process: protein N-linked glycosylation; oligosaccharide metabolic process. The coding region runs from base 1 to 3054 and encodes 1017 amino acids.